AUGUCUUCCGCUGCUCUGCCUCCUUCCUCAUCGCAUCAUGUUCGGUCCAACUCCACCACCUCUUCCUCCGCACACUCCACCACCACUACCACCACUUCAGACCAUUCCAAUCAAGCGGAACCACAACUCUCUCAUCAUUCUGAAGAUCCCAACAACACACAAUUAGUAUCGCGGAGUGAUGUUGCUUUCAUAGUCUUGCAAUAUUUACGAGAAGAGAAUUUUAAAGAGAGUUACGAGGCUUUCAAGAAGGAAUCAAGAGAGAUCUUGGCGGACUUUGAUACAAACUCUCAACUGAAAGGGUUAAGCAAAAUACUCACCGAAUAUGUACAGCUCUCUAAUUUACAACAACAAAAUUCAUACAGACAAGCUCUUGUUCAUUCCAUUUGUAGAGACGUCAAGAAACAACAGACAGUGUCGAACCUGUUGGAAGCAAUGACAAGUUUGUUAGAAAGUGUUUCAUCAGAACAAUUUAUCUAUUCUUCUAAUCCUGGACAUCAUUCGAAUCAGGAAUCAUCCACUCGAUAUUGUUAUCCUCCUUCCCAACAGCAACAACCCAUUGGUUCGAAUUCACACAAUAGUACAAAUGCACACUCAAUGGCUCAAUUUGAUCGAGUCCAGACGAAUGUCACUGCCUCCUCUUCUUCCUCGAAUUCUUCGUCUACAAUGACCACUGGUAACAUUUCUUGUACAACACCCUCCAUUUCACCUUCAGCAACCAGCUGUACAGGUACGAUUCCAAAUCAUUCUGUGAUUGGUUCAGCAUUGUCACCUCAUUCUUCACAUUCAAGAGAUAGCUCGUCAACAACAAAUCAUUCAAUUGUGUCAGCAGCUUCUGUUGCUUCUCAAGUACCAGUAACCAAUCAGAGCAAACAAAAAAAGUCAUCCACUCAGACAAAAACCAAAAAACAGUCAAAAACAAGUAAGGUAGAAAAGAAGGCCACGACCUCAACUCAACCGCCACCAACUUUUCCACCUCUUUAUCCUCCUCUCAAUGCAUGUUUUCCCUUUCCAAUGUAUCCACCAAAUGCAAUCCCUUUUCAUCCAAUUCCAGUGACGCUUCCAGAUCCUAUUGAAACUCCACUUUCGACAAACUCUUCAACACCUGCCUCCACAAACUAUUCAUCAGACCAAAAGGAGAAUCAUGGUAACAUGCAAAUUACUCCUCCAUCAUCUUCACCAAAGACUCCACGUCACAAAGGACAAUCAUCAACUUCGCCGACAACGAUACAGAAAAUAUUUGGAAGUGUUCCAAACAGCACAUCAACAGCAGAGCCCAAUUUCGCUGCUGAUGACUUUUUCAAUUCUCCUUCCUUCUUUUUUCAAUCUCCUCUUCUUGCAAAAACAUUAACAUCUGGCAAAAGAAAACGAGAAAGAUUUGAAAUCGAAGAAAAUACUGGCCUAUGCGUGACGUUAUUUGAAGACAACAACACCAAGGCGGACAAAGACCAUUCAGAUGUUGAUGCAUUCUUGGCUACUCUCAAAUACGACUAA
This is a messenger RNA of Naegleria fowleri, 1491 nucleotides long. RefSeq lists its product as uncharacterized. The transcript has a single exon. Lineage: Eukaryota; Heterolobosea; Eutetramitea; Acrasida; Naegleriidae. The record is from RefSeq and is a predicted model, not a curated record. Gene Ontology annotation, molecular function: protein binding. Bases 1 to 1491 code for a protein of 496 amino acids.